AGUCACAGUUGCAACACCCAAGGGUUUGUUGGUUAGUUUCACUUUCCCGAACUUCCGCGGAGUUUGCCUGCUGCUCUCAUUUACCGAAGGUUGUUUUCAGCGUUUACAAUCUUGAAGCUUUGGAAAUUACACCAUGGAAUUCUCUAAAAAUAAAUGGGGCUUGCCUGUCAAUCCACAGAACCAGGCCAUGAAUGAAGCCUCACAGCUGCAAAUACUGAAACAGGAAAUAGAAAAGUGCAAGGGCCGUUAUAAUUUGAUGUCAAAGGACAAGGAUGACUUGUUUCAAGCAAAAUUUGAACUUGAAGACCUGACAGCAAAAUACAAUGCCCAGAUUCAAACGUACCAACAAAACUCUGAGGCUAACAAAUUUGGAACUACAAUUCAGGACCCGAACAUGCAGGAGAAAUUGAAUGAAGAGGAGAAAAAAAUUGAGAAUGUUAUCAAGCAGCAGAAUACAGUAAAGGAGAAGUUAACAAAACUCAGAGAGCAGAAAACAAUGUUGGAGAGGCAGGUCAAGGUUUCUUCAUGUAUGCCUGAGAAAAAAUGGGUUUUUGCUGGCCAAGAAACAGAAAAGAUUAAACAGGAAGUAAAAUUUGAUGUCAAGCCAAAGAUACAAUAUCCAAUCAAAGUGGGAUGUGCCCUGAUCACUUUUGAUGAUGUCAAAGUUGCUAGCAAGAUAUUGGAGAUGGGAUAUCACAAGAUUGAACUUGGAGAGUGUUCAAUUAAUAUAGAAGCUCACUCAGUGAAGCUGCCGACAGUGGAAGAAAUUGAAAUUCAGACCAAAGUUUGCAAAUACAGAGUGCUGAUUUCAGAUGUCCCAAAGUUUCUUCCAACUGACCAGUUGCUGGACAAGUUAGAACUCCAUUUCAGUAAAUUCAAAAACAAUGGAGGAGAAGUGGACAAUAUUGAGUUCUUGGAAGAUUCUGGAAAUGUGGUGAUCAAAUUUGUUGAUUGUGGAGUUGCUGAGAAUUUGACAAAUACAGAGUUUCAUCGGGUGACAUUUCGGGGAUGUGACAAAACAGCCAUUUUAAGGGUCUCACCAUUUAUUAACGGAGAAAUUGUGCACAUAAAGGUAAACGAAGUUAUUUCUAAAAAGAGUGUGCUGCUUACUGGAAUUCCAGAUAUACUGGAUGAAGAGCAGCUUAAAGACUUCUUGGAGAUUCAUUUUCAGAAACUGAGAAAUGGAGGCGGGGAGGUGGAUGCGAUCACAUAUGUCCCUCAGGGGAAAAGUGCAUUAGCUUGGUUUGAGACAGACUGAUCAUUAACAUAAUAUAUUCAUUAACAUAAUAUCUUAAGGUGUUAUGAAAGGAAUACAAGCGUGUUAAAUAUUACUUCAGAAUGGCUAACUUCUUCUCAUAUUUGAUUUUUAGAUAAUGUUAGUGUCCAUAUUACCCAACUGGACUAUAAUGUGUCUGUCAAAGGAGUGUGCUGGGAACCAGCCAUAGCAUGGGCCUAUCCCUCUCCCAGCCUGGCCAAUACUUAAAAAUACGUUAAAGAUGAAUGUACACGUCUAAUAUGUGCACCUGGUUAAGGUGUGUUUUCAAAAUGUUUCAAAAUUAAAUUCAUGCUGGUGGGUGGUUUGAUAUUAAACUGGGGAAAAGGACGUGCAGUUCUUCCCUCUAUCUGAAGAGCAUAAGACUCACAGUAGUUGUGAGGCAAAAUUAUUUUCUCCAGAACUAUUGCUAUAGGCACCAUAAAGCCAUUAGGAAUGUGUUCUGCCUUUCCCUGUGGGCUGUUGACAUAAUUAUGACCCAACUGUCUUGUAAUGUUGGGUACUUUUUACUCUCGGUGAACAAAACGAGAUGGCAGAGAGUCUAAAUUGGAACAAAUGCCCAUUGUGAUGCCCAGAAUAAGUAUAUAAGUAUCCCUCAGUGAUUUUGCUUUGAUACCCUCAUUGUUGGCUGCCUUUAUAUUUGUAGACCAUGUUGCAAUAAAAUAUAGGACUAGUCGUUAUGGUCCAAUUACGGGACUUGAGUCUCAGGUGGACCUAAUUCUGGUGAAUGCAGUAAAACUAACUGUAAACUCCAAAAUCUCUCUCAGCUAUGCAAUCCCCACUUCUUUGUUAUUUCUGAAGUUAAUCUCACCACCAUUCAUGGUUAAGGGUCUAAGCUCUGGAAUUUUUCCCCUCACUUCCUCUGCCUCUCCCCUUUUAGGACACUUCCAUCUGAAAAAGAUUCAUAGGUACCCAGCUCGAAGGGCUUGACUACCAUUGGGCUAUUAAUGUUAAUACUCCAGCUUAAUAUCUUAAGAUAUAAAUAGUUUGCAUUUUUGCAGAUAAAAUUUAUCUUUUGGUGACUUUAUGCUAUAUCCGUUUAUGUUGGUGAAGGCGUUACAGAGUUUUGUGCUCAGGACUGCUGUUGGAACUCAGAAGGUCAGGCAGCAUCUAUGGAGAGGAAUAGCAGUCAACAUUUCAGGCCGAGAUCCUUUCAUCAGAACUGGAAAGGACGGGGGCGAAACCAGAAUAAGAAGAAUGGGGUGGAGGGAAGGAGUAAAAUCUGGCAGGUGAUAGGUGAAACCAGGUGAGGGGGAAGGUGGGUGGGUGAGGGGGAGAAUGAAGUAAGAAGCUGGGAGCUGAUAGGUGGAAGAGGUAAAGGGCUGAAAAAGAAGGAAUCUGAUAGUAGAGGACAAAGAAAGGGGAAUGAGAAGGGGAACCAGAGGGAGGUGAUGGGCAGCUGAGCAGAAGAAAUUGGAAGAGAGGGUAACCAGAAUGGGGAAUGGAAAAAAAGAGAGUGGGGGGGAAGAGGAGAGGAGUAAUCCCCGGAAGUUAGAGGAAUCGAUGUUCAUUGCCAUUAGGUUGGAGGCUACCCAAAUGGAAUAUGAUAUGAAUUUCUAGAGUGCUCAAUAGUUCCAUUUAAUAUCAGAGGAUGUAUAUAGUAUACAACCUGAAAUUUUUACUCUCUGCAGACAUCCACAAAACAGAAAAAAAACCCAAAGAAUGAAUGACAAAAAAAAGUUAGAACUCCAAAGCCCCCCUCUGCCCCCUCACGUGCACAAACAGCAUCUACCCUCCCCCCUUCCCGCCCCCAUUUACCAAGCUAUAGCACAGCCCGCAAAGAGAGACCACGAUCUGCAGUACAACAAAAACUGUUGUUCACCCGAUGAUUUGACAGGUCACAGGCUCUCUCUUUCUCACUAACAAGAGACAGCUAUCACCACAGCGAGAGGGGAGAGCAACAAUUCAGUGGCUUAGCAACAUCUUAACUGUUGCCAGUGACCUAGAAAUGGUGGGUGUAACAUUCCCAUUCUGGGAAAAAUCAAUUUCAACUUCAUAAUGUCAAAAAUCACCACUUAAUGUUAUUGAAUUUCUAAGUACCUAUAUAAAUCUCUCUGAAAAAAGCUAAUGGUCAUCGAUCUUAAUAACUUCUCAUGUUACUCGAUGUCUGAUUGUCUUUGCAUUUAAACUCUUGUGAAGUGCCUUCAGACCUUCUUCUAUAGACCUCAUACAAAUAAAAGUUGUUUAUUUUGAA
Messenger RNA from Mobula hypostoma (lesser devil ray), 3467 nucleotides. It is a transcript of the gene ifi35, whose product is annotated as interferon-induced protein 35. The record is from RefSeq and is a predicted model, not a curated record. The transcript has 10 exons. Lineage: Eukaryota; Metazoa; Chordata; Chondrichthyes; Myliobatiformes; Myliobatidae. Bases 134 to 1258 code for a protein of 374 amino acids. Gene Ontology annotation, cellular component: nucleus.